Microtus oregoni (creeping vole) is the source of this 2929-nucleotide messenger RNA. It is a transcript of the gene Fbxo22, whose product is annotated as F-box protein 22. The record is from RefSeq and is a predicted model, not a curated record. Gene Ontology annotation, biological process: positive regulation of proteasomal ubiquitin-dependent protein catabolic process; protein polyubiquitination; regulation of skeletal muscle fiber development. Gene Ontology annotation, molecular function: protein binding. The transcript is spliced from 7 exons. Lineage: Eukaryota; Metazoa; Chordata; Mammalia; Rodentia; Cricetidae. The coding region runs from base 67 to 1269 and encodes 400 amino acids.
UGGGCGGCAGUGUGCCCGGCGCUCGGCUUCUGAGCUUCCGUAGGGCUUCUGGCCGGUAGGCGAGGAAUGGAGCCGGUGGGCGGCGGCGGCUCCUCCUCCACCGACCCGCGAAGUACCUUCGUGCUGAGUAACCUCGCGGAGGUGGUGGAGCGUGUGUUCACCUUCCUGCCCGCCAAGGCGCUGCUGCGGGUAGCCGGAGUGUGCCGCCUAUGGAGGGAGUGUGUUCGCAGAGUGCUGCGGACCCACCGCAGCGUGACCUGGAUCUCCGCAGGAGUGGCGGAGGCCGGCCACCUGGAAGGACAUUGCUUGGUCCGCGUGGUAGCAGAGGCGCUUGAGAAUGUUCGCAUCUUACCACGGACCGUCCUCUACAUGGCAGAUUCUGAAACUUUCAUUAGCCUGGAGGAGUGCCGUGGCCAUAAAAGAGCGAGGAAAAGAACUACCAUGGAGACAGCGUUUGCCCUCGAGAAGCUGUUUCCCAAACAGUGUCAGAUCCUUGGGAUUGUGACCCCGGGAAUUAUAGUGACGCCAAUGGGAUCAGGUAACAACCGACCUCAGGAAAUAGAAAUUGGAGAAUCUGGUUUUGCUUUAUUAUUUCCUCAAAUUGAAGGGAUAAAAAUUCGGCCCUUUCAUUUUAUUAAGGACCCCAAGAAUUUAACACUCGAACGACAUCAGCUUGCUGAAGUGGGUCUUCUGGAUAACCCUGAGCUUCGCGUGGUCCUUGUCUUUGGCUAUAACUGCUGUAAGGUGGGAGCCAAUAAUUACCUGCAGCGAGUGGUCAGCACUUUCAGCAAUAUGAACAUCAUCCUGGCUGGAGGCCAGGUGGACAACUUGUCUUCACUGACUUCUGAGAAGAAGCCUCUGGAUAUUGAUGCCACAGGUGUGGUUGGACUGUCGUUUAGUGGACAGCGAAUCCAGAGCGCCACGGUUCUCCUCAGUGAGGAUGUGACUGAUGACAAGACGGCUGAGGCAGCCAUGCAGCGUCUCAAAGCCGCCAACAUCCCCGAAGAGAACACCAUCGGCUUCAUGUUCGCUUGCGUGGGCCGGGGCUUUCAGUACUACAGAGCCAAGGGGAACGUGGAAGCCGACGCCUUUAGGAAGUUUUUUCCCAGCGUCCCCUUAUUCGGUUUCUUCGGAAAUGGGGAGAUUGGAUGUGACCGGAUAGUCACCGGGAACUUCAUACUGAGGAGGUGUAAUGAGGUAAAGGAAGAGGACCUGUUCCAUAGCUACACGACCAUCAUGGCGCUCAUUCACCUGGGGGCCUCUAAAUAGGAUGUCUUGUGGAGACUGGCUCUCACAGGAUGUAACUUUGGGGGGUUGCCUUUUUCAGAAAAAUGGAAACUUGGGAUAUAAGUAUUUUAAAACCAAACUAGCUCCUUGUGCUUUGAAGCUUUGGUGCUCUGAGAUCAUGUUGAGUGAGUUUUAAUACAUAGAUGAAGGACAGCUUUGUUCACAGAUCAGAAAGUGGGAGGAGGCCACCAGGAGGAUCAGUAACCUGUAGUUACUGAUGAACAUGUAGCAGAAUCAUGACUUUAUUUUCCCUUAAAGGCGAAAAUUAAAGAGAUGGUGGAGUCUUUUUUCCUGCUUUUCAGUUUUCUCAGGAGCUGUAACAAAUUUACUGACUUUUUACUUUUCUGAUGAAGAACUACCUUUGUUUUCGUACUAUAUAAAGUUGUUCUCGUAGGUAAGUUAGCAUUUUCCUCUUCACGGUAAAGAGACUGUAAGGGAACAAUCUUUUUCACAUAGUCCUGAAAAUUAUAUCACCAUAUUUUGGUUUUAUACCAAUAAAAUACACUUGAAAACCCACCAACUAGUAUAUUCGCUGCUUUUGAUGAGACAUGACGGUUGUCAGCUAUUCCGCUGAGAGCCUGGAGUGGAGAGAGAAGUGAGGAAACGCUGGUUUCCCCUGAGCAUUGGCACUUACAGAGCACGUGAUGGGACUGUGUCCUUAAUAGCGCAUGACCUUGGAUUGUCCCUUUCUCCUUACUGCUUGGAAUAUGGGUAGGUCAUGAGUCACCUUGGACACUACAGAGAAGUCAGUACUCCAUUGCAGCGAGGACCACAGGGAUCCUGGGUGUCUUCUCCUGUAUUCCCGUAAUGGACUUGUGCUGCCUGUUCCUAGACUUGUACAGGGUGGACGUUAACAUGGAUUGCACCAGGUCGUUGUUGGAGGAUAUGCUUACAAGGUGACAUUUCUGUACUGGUCAGUGGUUUCUACUAAAAGGACACUAGAUAAUUGGUAGGGAAAAUCAAAUACAAGUAUUAAAAGAAAUAAUUGCAGUUUGUCAAAAAACAAACAUGCCUAGAAGUGGCAACUGCUGCAGAUAUAUAUAAAGCUGCAAAAGUAAUCAGAUUUAACCAACGCCGAAUGAGCACGGCAGUGAAGGUGUGUCCACAUACUGAGCUGCCUCUCAGUAGAGACUCAGGAGAUCGCCAGCAGCAAGGCUUUGAAAUCACCGACUUCUCUACACCGCCAAGUGAAAAUGCAGUGGGGACUCUAGUUUGUUCAGGAGGGCUGCCUCCAGGAAUACAUUUCCAUCCCUUUGGUCCAAGAGAAAGGGAGUGGAACCUUAGCAUGGAGUGCAGAAACGGUUCAGCAGGCAGAAUGCUCCUGUGAAGGGUAUGAGGGGCGUGUCCAGUAGGAGUCUUCUUACCUUAGUUUUCCCAGUUUUGUUUAAAAUUGAUUUACGAGGCCAGUAGCAAAAGACAAGUGGUUUGUGCUGCAAAUCUAACAAAAUGAACAUGCAAAGAAUUUCAGUAAAAAUAAACUUAGAAAUCGGAGUGCUUUCUAGACACUUGAAAUUUUUCAAUAGAAAAAAAAUGCUUUUUUUCAUUUUAUAACCACAAAGUCUGGCUCAAAUUAACCUCACUGUAAUUUCAGUUUCGAUGGAAGCAGAAGACUCCCAAACCCAUGAAAAUAAAGGUAAUUUCC